Molecule: messenger RNA, 3532 nt
Organism: Trichobilharzia regenti
Lineage: Eukaryota; Metazoa; Platyhelminthes; Trematoda; Strigeidida; Schistosomatidae
Source: the annotation of a GenBank genome assembly
UAAUCAUUCUAUUGACCUUGUCCAUUUGGUACAGUGUAUUGUAGAUAUGAUUCAUCAUUAAAUAUGUGUGUGUUUUGUUUGGUUAGUUGAAUAGACAGAUAAAAAUAAAGCAUAGAAAUUUUGGUCAAAAGUUCAUUCUGGCAUAUUAAAAUUAAAAAGCGUUCAUUAAGAAAAACUAUUUACACCAACCAAUACAACAACACUGGCUAACUACUGACUGCUGACUAUUUUGACAAAACAGCUUAUUAUUCUGGAAUCAUUCAUCAUAUUUCUAAGAAAUAUUCUAAGAAUUAUUAUAUGCAUUGGAAUGAAAGGAGGCAUCUAUUCUUGAAUAACUUUCAACAACCGUGGAUGUAUUAUUAUUGUUAUUAUUUACAGGUGAUCAUUUGAUCUAUCAAAACGAUUACAUUUUGUAUUUCAACCUAACUUAUGGUUUGUAUUCUUUAUCUGGAAUUUCAUUUACAAUUUCUUAAUUAAUUAAUUGAUAAUGUUACCAAAAAAGAAACGUUGGAUGGCUGAUGUUGUUCAUCCUUCUCCGUCAAAUCUAGUUUCAUUGCCAACACCACCACCACCACCAACAACAACAAUAACACUGCCAAAUGUAUCGAAUAAUGAUGGUGCAAAAAAGAUACACUGCUGUGAUACACCUAUACAAACAAUGAAUACAAAUACAAGUACACGAUCAUUACCGCUUCCUAUUUCAUCAUCAUCAUCGCCUCAACUACCACCAUCGGGUAAAAGUUUACAAGGCGGGAAUUUAAUGUCUUCUUCAGAUAUGUAUGGUAUAGCUGUUUUACAGCAACAACAACAACGGCAAACAAACCAUCCCCAACAACAGACCUUUAACAAUCGGCCAGGAUCUAAUACCACUGAACAUAGCCAGAGUGAUAAAUCUCAGACACUCACGUCUAGACAAUCUAAUCAUUCAAUGAAAUCUACACCAUCUGGACGUCGAAAUGAUGUCAAUGCCAAUUUAAUUACAACAAUAUCUCAAUAUCCUACGGAAUUAUUACAACAACAACAACCUGGAUUAUUGUUACAAGUAUUACCCCAAGAAUACUUAAUGAAUUAUGCCCAAAAUUUAGCUAAACUUAAUGCUAAUAAAAAUUCUUCUAGUGAAACAGUGCAUACAUCAGUAAAUGAAUGUUCUGUAAUACCAUCUAAGCUGAAUAAGAUAGAUAAUACAUCGCUGGCAAAUAUUACUGCUUAUUCCCAGGGUUUAUUACAUCAAUCAUCUGAUACUCAGGGACGUCAAACGCAUACAACGUUAACAACAACAUCAACAAAUAUGUCAAAUCCAUCACUCAGGAUAAAAUGUUCUGAAAAUUCUAAAAUUCAACGAACACCACCCCAACCAACACUCAGGUCUAGUCCUAUGCAUAAUUCACCAGUAUUUCAAUAUCCAGCACCAACAAAUUCCCAGAGGUUUUCUCCUCCACCACCGCCUCCUGGUCCUGCUCCUUCUCAACCUUCUCAAACAACAUCACAUCCACCUCCUCCUCGUCGUCUAAGUGGUGGUUCUGGUGAUCAAGUAAGGCAUAUGAAACCAAUGAUGACACAAAGUCAUCAUCAGCAUCAUCAUCAACUCCCUCCAGGUUUUGAUUUAUCCUCAAUCUCAGCGGUUGCUAGAGCAGCUAGUAUGUUAUCACCAUCACAGCUGGAAGCUGCAGCUGCCUUAUUAUCACAAUGGGAUAAUGCUAAUCAUUUGUCAUUGUUAGCUAAUAAUCCUUCAUAUAGGAAUUUAUGUAAUAUUGCUGAAUUAUCCGGAAAUAAUAAACAACAACUGGCUAACAGUUCUUCUUCUAGUGUUGUUAGCUAUGCUUCAUCGAUUCCCUCUGAAAUAAAUCCUGUGUCUAGUAGUUGUUAUAUGGACAAUAAUCCUAUUCAAGGUGUAAACAGAUCUGGUAUGACAACAGAGGCUAAAACUCGAAGAGUCAGUGAUAUUUCAUCAUCAUCAUCAUCAUUUGUCAAUCCUAAAACUGUCCCUUCAGUUUCCAUAGGAACAAUGUCUGAUUUAAGAUAUUCUAAUAUGAAAACUAGUCCUUCUUUACCUAGAUCGAUGGAGUCAACAAAUCGUUUGAAUUCACGUUCCUCAACUCCUGUCAAUGAAAUGCAUAAAUCUGAACAGCAUAUUUGUUGUCCACCAUGGAUAACAGCUAGUGGUACGGGUACUGGUACUGGAAGUGGGAGUGCGAGUGCUGGCCCCGGUGGCUCCGGUGCUAGUACCGAUCAAAGAACUUAUCCAACAGACUCUUCUCAUCCAAAUAAACUUCAACCGAAUCCACGUGAUCGUGAUCAUCAUCAUCAUCAUCAACAGACAGUUGAAUUAGCUGAUUCACGACUUGCUAUCUUACACGAUGCUAAACUCGCUUCACUAAGUGUUGAUUGGCCAUCGUGUACAAUGAGUCAAAAUAAUAAUAAUAAUAAUAACAAUAAUAUGCCAAUGAUGAGUAAGGCAAAUCGUAUUCGAUCAUCCUCCUCCUCAUCAAGUUCAUUUUCAUCGACAGCCGCCUGUCAAGCAGUCUCUUCAUUAUCCAGUACACCUGAAUCAUCCCCAUUUUCUGUUGUGAAUCAGCUGGCUACAAAAACAGUUGAAAGAAAAUAUAGCAGCAGUACGUCUAGUUCAUCUCCAUUAUCAUCUGGCUCAUCAUUUCUUCCAUCUGAAUCUAUGCAUAAAACUUCAAUAUCUGGCCAAUGUAGUCCUAAUGUUCCAAUGACUUUUAAUUUUAAAGGACUUAAUCCUCAUCUUCAAACAUCAUCAUCAUCGCCUGUGUCUGUGUCAUCCACCUCCUCGUUAUCAUCGUCGUUAUCAUCUUGCUGUCAGACAAUCAAACCUCCUCCAUCUCCAGUUAUUGGAGGACAUAAAAUUCCCAGUUCUACUAUUACACAGUCUCAAAUUGUUAUAACAUAUUCUGAAGAAAAUUCUCCAAUUACUACUACUACUACUACCACCACCACUAAUACUGCUUGCUCUCCUCAAUCUUUGAAUUCCUUUUUUCCUAUAAUGAAUACAAAUUCAACAACAACUUCUACAAAUAAUGUCAUUGAAAUAGCAGGAUCCAGUAGUAGUUGUAAAGUAGAAGUUGAUGAUCGAUCGAGCAUCAAUUGGUCAGGUAAACGGUCCACUCAUCAAUCAUCGGAGCUAAAUAAUAAUAAUAAAAGACAGUCGACUACAGCUUACAGCUCUUCAGGUGGAUUAUUACCAUCAACGCCACCGAUACAGAUUAUGAAACAAGAUUCUAUAAUAAAGAAUAAAAUCAAUGAUAAUAAUUCGUUAGAUCAAAAAACUCAAAAUAAUAAUAAUAAUAAUACUUCAAUGCCAUUGAAAAAGCGUCUGAUUCAACGAUAUGAAGCUGAUCGUGAUAUUGAUAUGAAACAACCAUCCGAGGUGAAGAAUAUGUGUAGUUCAUCUACUAAGAUCGAGUUAACAAUGGAGAGUGCUAAAGUUCAGAGUAGACCAAUAUCGUAUUCAGAGGAUAUGAAAGCAAAUCAUUAUUUAUCUGAAAAUCGGUUAACAACAAAAGAAAUGUAG